AUGAUAGAGCUGAGAAAGGGUGAGUACAGGAUGAUAGAGCUGAGAAAGGGUGAGUACAGGAUGACAGAGCUGAGAAAGGGUGAGUACAGGAUGAUAGAGCUCAGAAAGGGUGUGUACAGGAUGACAGAGCUGAGAAAGGGUGAGUACAGGAUGAUAGACCUGAGGAGGGGUGAGUACAGACCGUCAGAGCUGAGAAAGGGUGAGUACAGGAUGACAGAGUUGAGACAGGGGGAGUACAGGAUGACAGAGCUGAGAAAGGGUGAGUACAGGAUGACAGAGCUGAGAAAGGGUGAGUACAGGAUGACAGAGCUGAGAAAGGGUGAGUACAGGAUGACAGAGCUGAGAAAGGGUGAGUACGGGAUGACAGAGCUGAGAAAGGGUGAGUACAGGAUGACAGAGCUGAGAAAGGGGGAGUACAGGAUGACAGAGCUGAGGAGGGGUGAGUACAGGAUGACGGAGCUGAGGAGGGGUGAGUACAGGCUGAUAGAGAUGAGGAGGGGUGAGUACAGGAUGACAGAGAUGAGGAGGGGUGAGUACAGGCUGAUAGAGCUGAGGAGGGGUGAGAACAGGAUGACAGAGUUGAGGAGGGAUGAGUACAGGAUGAUAGAGAUGAGGAGGGGUGAGUACAGGCUGAUAGAGCUGAGGAGGGGUGAGUACAGGAUGACAGAGCUGAGGAGGUGUGAGUACAGGAUGAUAGAGAUGAGGAGGGAUGAGUACAGGAUGAUAGAGAUGAGGAGGGGUGAGUACAGGCUGAUAGAGCUGAGAAAGGGUGAGUACAGGAUGACAGAGCUGAGAAAGGGUGAGUACAGGAUGACAGAGCUGAGAAAGGGUGAGUACAGGAUGACAGAGCUGAGGAGGGGUGAGUACAGGAUGACGGAGCUGAGGAGGGAUGAGUACAGGAUGAUAGAGCUGAGAAAGGGUGAGUACAGGAUGACAGAGCUGAGAAAGGGUGAGUACAGGAUGACAGAGCUGAGAAAGGGUGAGUACAGGAUGACAGAGCUGAGAAAGGGUGAGUACAGGAUGACAGAGCUGAGAAAGGGUGAGUACAGGAUGACAGAGCUGAGAAAGGGUGAGUACAGGAUGACAGAGCUGAGAAAGGGUUUGUACAGGAUGACGGAGCUGAGGAGGGGUGAGUACAGGAUGACGGAGCUGAGGAGGGGUGAGUACAGGAUGACAGAGUUGAGGAGGGGUGAGUACAGGCUGAUAGAGCUGAGGAGGGGUGAGAACAGGAUGACAGAGUUGAGGAGGGAUGAGUACAGGAUGAUAGAGAUGAGGAGGGGUGAGUACAGGCUGAUAGAGCUGAGGAGGGGUGAGUACAGGAUGACAGAGCUGAGGAGGUGUGAGUACAGGAUGAUAGAGAUGAGGAGGGGUGAGUACAGGCUGAUAGAGAUGAGGAGGGAGCUGAGGAGGGAUGAGUACAGGAUGACAGAGCUGAGGAGGGGUGAGUACAGGAUGAUAGAGAUGAGGAGGGAUGAGUACAGGUUGACAGAGCUGAGGAGGGGUGACUACAGGCUGAUAGAGAUGAGGAGGGAUGAGUACAGGCUGAUAGAGCUGAGAAAGGGUGAGUACAGGAUGAUAGAGCUGAGGAGGGGAGAGUACAGGCUGAUAGAGCUGAGGAGGGAUGAGUACAGGAUGAUAGAGAUGAGGAGGGAUGAGUACAGAAUGACAGAGCUGAGGAGGGAUGAGCUGAUAGAGCUGAGGAGGGGUGAGUACAGGAUGAUAGAGCUGAGAAAGGGUGAGUACAGGAUGACAGAGCUGAGAAAGGGUGAGUACAGGAUGACGGAGCUGAGAAAGGGUGUGUACAGGAUGACAGAGCUGAGAAAGGGUGAGUACAGGAUGACAGAGCUGAGAAAGGGUGAGUACAGGAUGACAGAGCUGAGAAAGGGUGAGUACAGGAUGACGGAGCUGAGAAAGGGUGUGUACAGGAUGACAGAGCUGAGAAAGGGGGAGUACAGGAUGACAGAGCUGAGAAAGGGUGAGUACAGGAUGACAGAGCUGAGAAAGGGUGAGUACAGGAUGACAGAGCUGAGAAAGGGUGAGUACAGGAUGACAGAGCUGAGAAAGGGUGUGUACAGGAUGACAGAGCUGAGAAAGGGUGAGUACGGGAUGACAGAGCUGAGAAAGGGUGUGUACAGGAUGACAGAGCUGAGAAAGGGGGAGUACAGGAUGACAGAGCUGAGAAAGGGUGUGUACAGGAUGACGGAGCUGAGGAGGGAUGAGUACAGGAUGAUAGAGAUGAGGAGGGAUGAGUACAGGAUGAUAGAGAUGAGGAGGGAUGAGUACAGAAUGACAGAGCUGAGGAGGGAUGAGUACAGGAUGAUAGAGCUGAGGAGGGGUGAGUACAGGUUGAUAUAG
This is a messenger RNA of Haliotis rufescens (red abalone), 2355 nucleotides long. RefSeq names its product ribosome-binding protein 1-like. Bases 1 to 2355 code for a protein of 784 amino acids. The transcript is spliced from 3 exons. NCBI's taxonomy places the organism in Eukaryota, Metazoa, Mollusca, Gastropoda, Lepetellida, Haliotidae. The record is from RefSeq and is a predicted model, not a curated record.